This is a messenger RNA of Apodemus sylvaticus (European woodmouse), 962 nucleotides long. It is a transcript of the gene Mesp1, whose product is annotated as mesoderm posterior bHLH transcription factor 1. NCBI's taxonomy places the organism in Eukaryota, Metazoa, Chordata, Mammalia, Rodentia, Muridae. Gene Ontology annotation, cellular component: nucleus. The record is from RefSeq and is a predicted model, not a curated record. The transcript has 2 exons. Gene Ontology annotation, biological process: regulation of transcription by RNA polymerase II; heart morphogenesis; somite rostral/caudal axis specification. Gene Ontology annotation, molecular function: RNA polymerase II cis-regulatory region sequence-specific DNA binding; DNA-binding transcription factor activity, RNA polymerase II-specific; protein dimerization activity. Bases 1 to 723 code for a protein of 240 amino acids.
AUGGCCCAGCCCCUGUGCACGCCGCUCUCCGAGUCCUGGAUCCCGAGUCCAGCUGGUCCGCAUCCACCGAUGCCUUCCGAUGGGGACAGCGUCUGCUCCCCGGCCUGGUCCUCGGACUCGUGGGACGGUGCCCAGGCCAGCAGCCCUGCAGCACCCUGCGCCCGGCCGGCCCGGCGUGCUGGGACCCCCGGUAGGCGCGGGACGCACGGCAGCCGCCUGGGUAGCGGACAGCGGCAGAGCGCCAGCGAGCGCGAGAAGCUACGUAUGCGCACGCUCGCCCGCGCGCUGCACGAGCUGCGCCGCUUCCUGCCGCCGUCCGUGGCACCAACCGGCCAGAACCUGACCAAGAUCGAGACGCUGCGCUUGGCCAUCCGCUACAUCGGUCACCUGUCGGCCGUACUGGGCCUCAGCGAGGACAGCCUCCGGCGACAGCGGCCCGCAGUGUCACCUCGAGGCUGCCCUCUGUGCCCCGACAGCGGCCUGGCGCAGGCGCAGUCGCUCGGUCAGCGUUUAAGGCCGGCUGUCUGCAGUGGGAUGUCGUGGGGGUCCCCGCCUGCCUACCCUAGACCCCAAGUCGCCGCAGAAUCGUGGGACCCAUCGUUCCUGUACGCAGAAGCAGCAUCCCAGGAAAGGCAGGAGAUGGAGCCCUCGUCUCCGCUUUUCAGCAGCGACAUGCUGGCUCUGCUAGAAACCUGGACGCCGCAGGAGUGGCCGCCCGCCUGAAGAGUCGAAGGGACAAUGCAAUGGAUGACUGGCACCCUGUCUGAGCACAGACACUUUUCCUUUCAUCUUGGCACCUUCGGAGGGAAUAGUUCCUGGAAAAGGCACCGGUGAUAGCAACGUGGGCAUUCCCGGGUGGGAGCUGGUCCUCAUCCAGACUGUACCUCUCCAACCCUCCUUGGAAGGAGGGACCCAAUAGGGGACAUGCUCAAAGCUAAAGCAGGCACAAGCUCUGCCUGGUG